UACCCGCAUCGCCCCUUCUACCGCCACCCCUCCGUGCCCUCUUUAGUAAGGUAGGCUCUUCCUCAAUCCUCAUCCCUCCCCCUUCCCCAUUCCAUCUGGGCUGAACUGGCCCGGGCUACCUUACGAGCAAAAACUCUCUACUAGUUCUACUACCUAGUGCCUCUGUGCUUCUCAACCUCUACCAAUUCUUUCCCAUGAAGCGGGAAGCUGUGGCUCUGUCAUCUCUGUCUUCCCCAUCUCCAAUUGCACUGCUUUCCCCAUCUGCUUCUUGGCUUCACACACGCUUACACGCCUCUCCUCUUCUAACUUCACCCCUCCUCGAACGCCACUUAACCCACUGUCUGGCCCGGUCGUUUCCUUCUCGCCUUACCCGUCGCUCACCCGGACUCGACUCUCAACUCGUCCUGUCUUCUCUCUCUCACAACAGCCUCGGUGUAGUGUAUGACAGUCCCCUCGCUCAUGAGCACUGCCAUCUCGGCCUCUUCCUCGUGGUAUCCGUAAAAGGGCGACACAUACACUACGGCAAUAACGGACGCAAAGCGGCGAAGUGGUUGCCGCCUACAUCCCGGAGCUCUCCUCAAGUCGGCCAACGGCGCAAUCUUGGAACCCACCUCCAGUGCUCCAGCACCUCAUCGACAGCUCCCCCGACCUCGAAACUGUGGGCAUUAUCCUGCGCAAUCUACUCUACUUCAUCCCGAGCUCGCAUUCGUCCUAGCAGCAUUGGAAUCGCAACUCAUAGAGUAUCGAUCUAUCAGUCCUGCCAGCGUACAGCAGCAACCCCUGCGUCGGCGCCCCGAAGUUCAGGAAUUUCAUUGAGCCACACAUUGCACGCUCUCCUUCCUGAGCAGGGUUAACUGCCACAUAUACCCUUGGGCGCUCGGAAGCGUGACUUUCCAGAGGGAACCCCCCCCUUUCCUUCAAAGGCUGUGCAAACUAGCCACAUUGGCCACAACGUGGGCUUUCACUCAUCUACCGCAAAUAGCUCAAUCUUGUUGUGGCGCCUAGAAUCAU
This is a messenger RNA of Colletotrichum phormii, 1011 nucleotides long. RefSeq lists its product as uncharacterized. Lineage: Eukaryota; Fungi; Ascomycota; Sordariomycetes; Glomerellales; Glomerellaceae. The record is from RefSeq and is a predicted model, not a curated record. The transcript is spliced from 3 exons. The coding region runs from base 195 to 854 and encodes 219 amino acids.